ACUCAAAAUGUCACCUGUGCGCUUUGCAACAAUUUUUAUUUCAUACCUAUUUUAUUGCACAUUAUGCGAAGUGAUAACAAAAGAAAUGGUAGACAAGAAUCGUAAUGCCUGUAUGAAAAUAUCGAAAGAUCCUUUUUUCGAUAUAGAUAUAGUGGUAGGCAAACCAUGGAGGAUUUAUUACACUUGGAAUAUAAAGUUGGAUACAAAGUGUUUGGACAUCAUUUUCAGAAAUGCUACGCAAGAGAUAAUUAAGAGAAUAUGGUCGGAUAUGAAUGAGUAUUUGGAGCACCAGCCGUAUUGGGAAGCAGCUACUCUUCAGAUGUCCAUUAGCUCUACGCAACAGGAGCUGCUGCUGUUUGCUGACCAGGGAGCCGCUGGGACAUUUUUGGCUGUACCUAACAUUAUUCGGGAUUCGAAUCCAAAACCAAUGCGCAAAGGAGUUCCACUCCUGAAAAUCCAAAUGAAGUUAGUCCGCGGUGGCAAGUACCUGCUGUUCAUGGACUGCCACAUGGGCGCCGCGUCGUUGGCAGCGCGGCCGGGGCACGAGAUCUAUCGCACGGAGAUCGCAGCUGAAGCAAAAGCUUUGGACCUCGGAGCCGGCUAUCCAGCUUGCAUCAACGAGAAGAACAAUGAUGAGCAGUUCUUCCUUAACUAGAUUCAGUUUUAUUGUACCUAUAGUUGGAUAUUUCAGUAGGUUAAGUAAUAUGUAGAGGUAUAUUAAAUUAAAUGCAAAAGUG
Messenger RNA from Maniola jurtina (meadow brown), 737 nucleotides. RefSeq lists its product as uncharacterized. The record is from RefSeq and is a predicted model, not a curated record. NCBI's taxonomy places the organism in Eukaryota, Metazoa, Arthropoda, Insecta, Lepidoptera, Nymphalidae. The coding region runs from base 8 to 655 and encodes 215 amino acids. The transcript has 3 exons.